AUGUCACGCCUCUGGGACACCAUUACUGUCGAUUUCUCGCAGCCUCGCUCGACGCUGCGAGUGUCUCUCAAGUACUUGCAGAUUAUGCUCGGUCGUUCCAGCGACCAACUGUUGAGAAUUUCCUUGAUAUCCGGGCCUACCAGCAGCUCCGCAGUCUUCGAGGCCCUUGCGGAUGUUAUACCAGCUUGUGAAAGAUGGGAAGAGUUCUCCAUCUCUGCUCCCUACGAUGUCAUCGUAGCUUUGGAUCGUCCGCCUUUGAAGUUACCUUCACUGCGGAGAUUGGACGUGAAAUUAUGGAGUGGUUUUGGACAGCACCCUCCGCAUGAGGUCCUUCUUCGGUCCUUCAACGAUUGUCCGGUCCUUCAUACGGCGUCGAUCACCGGAAAUGGUGCCACCGUCCUUCUAAUCUCGCGGUGGCAUCAACUACAUUCCUUUGGUGGACGCACGAGCGACUUAACGACAAUCCAAAAAUUCCUCGCCUCUUAUCCUCAGAUCACCUGUUUGAGCAUCACCAUCGUCCCUGUGCCACUUGCUUCUAAUCAGCAGACAUUGAACAUGCCUGCUGUCAGGUGUAUCAAGCUCUUCUUCGACCCAUCACCAAAUGACAGCUUAUUAGAGGUAGGAAGGACACUCUUACGCCUUUUGAUCUUGCCAUCCGUCGAAGAAAUCACCACAAACAACCUUCCCGGAACGCUCAUCCAGGACUUGAAGCUUCUCCUGAAACGUUCCACGUCGACGCGCGUCAAGAAACUCUAUUUGCUGGGGAUGCCGUCAGGCAUUGUUCCUGCAGGAUCCAUCACGGAACUCCUGGAGCUCUGCCCCGACAUCGUCGACCUCGAACUACCGCUGCCACCACCUAGAGACCUCUCUAACUUGGUUCUCGGCCAAAAUUCCACUCACCUCGUACCAGGACUCAAAUCCUUGACUUUCCACAAUGACCGAUUCGACUGGAACCCUGGUGCAAUGCAAACACUUACAGCAAUCACCUCUUCUCGUUGCGAACCACGCCCACCAUCGGCUUCGCCUUUUUGCUCAACCAUACACUUGCGUUUCCCGACCGAAGACGCAUGCCUCGACGCCUUUGCCAUGCUCCAUGACGUCCGCGUUGGGUACGGCCGGAUAUAUUUGGAAGAUGUGAAUGAAACGUUCUGCAAAGUGCUCGACACACUGGAAGCUCCUUGUGAGGAGAAUUGGGUUCUGAAGGGUCUCCAAAGCGUCAAGGCUGUCGCAACGAAAUCAACGACAACUUGCAUCCAAAGGCUAAGUUAUGUCAUUGAGUUUUCUGAGGACUCUGAGGCUGAAAGCGUCAAAGCUCUGUAUCGCUCAAAGGUCCAUCAUGCAAUGCUCCGCUUCAUACAGCUCAACGAUAGCGCUAUUCCCGGCAACCAGAAGCACAAUUUCAAGGAGCGGGGCUUGCAAACUUUACGGCAAUGGUGCAAGAUACUUCUCGAAGAUGCUCCCAACUGCAAGUGGGGGUUUGAACCUCCUGGCUCCUUGGUAUACAUUCCGACUGGCGAUUCCAUUCGUCAAAGCAAAUUGCAUGCCUUGAAGAUGUUUUUCGGGCUGGACAUGUCUUCAGGAUCACUGCAGUGCCUCAUUUCGAAGGAAGAUUAG
Cyclocybe aegerita is the source of this 1614-nucleotide messenger RNA. The record is from the annotation of a GenBank genome assembly. Lineage: Eukaryota; Fungi; Basidiomycota; Agaricomycetes; Agaricales; Hemipholiotaceae.